AGCAUGCUCAGAGGCGGCCGCGCAGCCCCGCGCUCACCGGCUCUCGCUCGCCCGCAGGUGCCAUGCGGGCCCGGGGCGGCCCCGGGGCGCCGUGAGCGGGAUGCGGCGCCUGCUGGGCGCGGGCCGGGCCCGGAGGGUCGCCUGCCUGCUGGCCGCCGCCUACGCGCUCCGGCGCCUGCAGCCCGUGCUGCGCCGGCGCCUGCAGCCCGGCCGGGCCGCGGGGAGCGCGGGGAGCCCGGGGGACGCGCGCCCGCCCGUGCCCGCGCCGGACGCGGGCUUCCUCCGGCAGCUGCUGCAACUUCGGAAGAUCCUCUUCCCGCGCCUGCUGACCACGGAGACGGGCUGGCUGUGCCUGCACUCGCUGGCCCUGGUCUCCAGGACCUUCCUGUCCAUCUACGUGGCCAGCCUGGACGGUAAGAUCGUGAAGAGCAUCGUGGAGAAACGGCCCCGCGCCUUCGUCCUCAAGCUGGUCAAGUGGCUCCUGAUCGCCAUCCCCGCCACCUUCGUCAAUAGCGCCAUCCGCUACCUGGAGUGCAAGCUGGCCCUGGCCUUCCGGACCCGCCUGGUGGCCCAUGCCUACCAGACCUACUUCGCCGACCAGACCUACUACAAGGUGGUGAACAUGGACACGAGGCUGGCCAACCCCGACCAGUCCCUCACCGAGGACAUCCUCAUGUUCUCCCAGUCGGUGGCCCACCUCUACUCCAACCUGACCAAGCCCAUCCUGGACGUCAUCCUGACCUCCUACACGCUCAUCCGGACGGCCACGUCCAGGGGCGCCAGCCCCGUUGGGCCCACCCUGCUCGCCGGCCUGGUGGUGUACGCCACGGCCAAGGUGCUCCGGGCUUGCUCGCCACGGUUCGGGACACUGGUGGCCGAGGAGGCACACCGCAAAGGCUACCUGCGCUACGUGCACUCGAGGAUCAUCGCCAACGUGGAGGAGAUCGCCUUCUACCGCGGACACAAGGUGGAAAUGAAGCAACUCCAAAAAAGUUACAAAGCUUUAGCAGAUCAGAUGAACCUCAUUUUGUACAAGCGUUUGUGGUAUAUCAUGAUAGAGCAGUUCUUGAUGAAGUAUGUUUGGAGCAGCAGUGGACUAAUCAUGGUGGCUGUGCCUAUCAUCACCGCGACUGGCUUUGCAGAUGGGGACUCAGAGGACGGCCCCAAACAAGGUAAGGUCAGCGAGCGAACAGAAGCCUUCACCACUGCACGCAACCUGCUGGCCUCAGGAGCGGAUGCGAUUGAGCGAAUCAUGUCUUCAUACAAAGAGAUCACGGAACUAGCAGGCUACACUGCCCGAGUGUACAAUAUGUUUUGGGUCUUUGAUGAGGUAAAAAGAGGCAUUUAUAAGAGAUCUGUCACACAAGAGUCCAAAACCCAGAGCAAGAAUGGAGCUAACACAGAACUUCUCAGUGAUGCUCUAGCAAUCAAAGGAAAAGUUAUUGAUGUGGAUCACGGGAUUAUUUGUGAAAAUGUCCCCAUCAUUACGCCAACAGGAGAGGUUGUGGCUUCCAGGCUGAACUUCAAGGUAGAAGAAGGGAUGCACCUUUUGAUAACUGGACCCAAUGGCUGUGGGAAAAGCUCUCUCUUCCGAAUUCUGAGUGGACUCUGGCCUGUAUAUGAAGGAGUCCUCUACAAGCCACCUCCUCAGCACAUGUUCUAUAUUCCACAAAGGCCCUACAUGUCUCUGGGGAGUCUCCGGGACCAAGUCAUCUACCCCGACUCUCAGGACGACAUGCGGGAAAAGGGCUUCACAGACCAGGACCUGGAGCACAUCCUGCGGCGCGUGCACCUCUUCCACAUCGUGCAGCGAGAAGGAGGGUGGGAUGCUGUAAUGGACUGGAAAGACGUCUUGUCUGGAGGAGAAAAGCAAAGGAUGGGGAUGGCACGCAUGUUCUAUCACAGACCCAAGUAUGCGCUGCUGGACGAGUGCACCAGUGCGGUGAGCAUCGACGUGGAAGGCACCAUCUUCCAGGCCGCCAAGGCCGCUGGCAUCUCCCUGCUGUCCAUCACUCACCGGCCGUCGCUCUGGAAGUACCACACUCACCUCCUGCAGUUUGAUGGUGAAGGAGGUUGGCGCUUUGAACAGCUGGACGCUGCCAUCCGCUUAACCCUGAGUGAAGAAAAACAAAAGCUAGAAUCUCAGCUCGCGGGAAUUCCAAAGAUGCAGCAGAGACUGAAUGAACUAUGCAGAAUUCUGGGAGAAGACUCGGUGCUGAAAACAGUGAGGCACGGCGAGGAGGUGCCCUAGGUGGCCAGCAUGCGUGGGACCUUCCCUUCAGGUAGCAUGACGCCCAGCAUGCGUGGAAAGUAGUGCGCUCUCCUGAGAGGAUGGCUCGGGCGGCCUCCGCAGACACGCCGCACUGCAGCACGAGCCACCCCACCGGCCUUGCUUUAUGAUGGGAACAGUUUUCCGUGGCAGUUCAUGGGUUUUUGUGUCAAAUUUUGGGCCGCUACUACAGGUACCAAUGAACAUGUUAGUUUUCACUGAGACGUUCAUUCUGAGUCUGGUUUCGUCCUUGGAACAGGCCCCUCCUGUCAGAAUCCGGCAUCUUACUAUCAUUCGUGAGCCUGGAAAAACGUGCUCACAUCUUGGAUCCAGACCCAGGGGAGCCGCACGCUCCUGAGCUGUGCGGGAAACGGAAGUGCUAGGGGGGCGUGGCCUGCCCGAGGUCUGAGCUCAGGCCGCACUUGGCCCCGGGCGAGCUGCUGCAGGAGCGGGUCCCUCCUCAUGGUGCUGCCUCUCCUCACCACCAAGCGCGGGGUGCCCGGGCGGCCUUCCUUCCGGAAUGUUCCGUCAGAGAGCCUGCCUCACAGCAGAGGCUGCCGAUGGAAACCCUCGAAGUCCAUUGACCUGUCCCCCUCUCCUCAUGUCCUCCCCACUCCCCCACACACGCCCCUCCUCUCUCUCCCGAAACAAAUCACUUGUUACAGAAGUGGGUGCUCACAGCGUGCCGUGGGGAACAGGCCUCCGGCGGGAAACUGUCCGGGUGCGUGGGGCCAGGAGCUCUACACACCCUGUGUGUCUCCGGGAUCUGGUUUUAAUGCUGUCAUGUGGUCAUGAGCUAUGACGUAUUCGAACUAUGGUGGUAUCAGUAUAAAUAUACGAAAUACAACCCAAUCCAUAUAAAGUGGGAGUCACCCUUAUGAAAUAUAAACAUAUGUUUAUAUGUUAAACUAUUGGACACACCACGCUUAAUCAGAAUGUCCCAGACGUAGCCGUCUUGCAGACACGCAGAAAGACGCUUGGGUGGCCUCUGUCGCAGUGGGGCCCAGACCAGACAAGCUCAUUGCCGUCACCAUUGUGGGGCCAGUCACACUGCGCUGUAGCAGAGGCCCAGAAUUUCCAUCUUCCAAAAUUAUAUCCUGUUUCCCUUUUAUGUAGGGUUAGAUAUACUUUCAGUAUAGGAAUGAAAAUACAUCAGGAGAUAGAGUAAGCACAAAGAAUUGGGUAUCUAAAAGUGACACUUUAGAUAAGAGAAAGUUGAUUACAAAGGCAUUUCUCGAGGUCGAGUGAAUCCAUUCUGCCUGAAUUCCUAGGAAAUAAUUUCCUCCUUUGCCUGUUCUGUUUUUCAAAUUAAUGUUUUAUUAUAAAAACAACAUAUUUUCAAAUCGGAACUGUAGAGAAAUGCCAGAAAACAUUAGGCAAAAGUAUUAGGAGACGAAGCUCACCAAAAUAAAUGUGUAUAAUUUUCCUUUA
This is a messenger RNA of Sorex araneus (European shrew), 3700 nucleotides long. RefSeq names its product ATP binding cassette subfamily D member 2 (gene ABCD2). Gene Ontology annotation, cellular component: peroxisomal membrane. NCBI's taxonomy places the organism in Eukaryota, Metazoa, Chordata, Mammalia, Eulipotyphla, Soricidae. The transcript has 11 exons. The record is from RefSeq and is a predicted model, not a curated record. Gene Ontology annotation, biological process: fatty acid beta-oxidation; very long-chain fatty acid catabolic process; peroxisome organization. The coding region runs from base 101 to 2251 and encodes 716 amino acids. Gene Ontology annotation, molecular function: ABC-type transporter activity; ATP hydrolysis activity; long-chain fatty acid transmembrane transporter activity.